This is a messenger RNA of Oryzias melastigma (Indian medaka), 1951 nucleotides long. RefSeq names its product carboxypeptidase vitellogenic like (gene cpvl). Gene Ontology annotation, biological process: proteolysis. The transcript is spliced from 13 exons. Gene Ontology annotation, molecular function: serine-type carboxypeptidase activity. Lineage: Eukaryota; Metazoa; Chordata; Actinopteri; Beloniformes; Adrianichthyidae. Bases 150 to 1589 code for a protein of 479 amino acids. The record is from RefSeq and is a predicted model, not a curated record.
CACGUGAUCUUUGCUCCCACGUGAUCUGCGCAGAUGUGAUCAUGUGACUACGGGACUUACAGUAAAGUAAGGAGUUUUUGCGCCGUCCACGUCCAUUUAUCUCCAUUUAAGGACAGUUUUUGUGUCGUUUUCGAAGAAAAGUCGGAACAAUGAGGUUAUGGUCUGAGUCCCUGUGUGUCCUGUUUCUGUGGACCUGUGUGGCGUCUGCCGCCUCUCGGAGCUGCUCCUCCUCAUUCUUCUGCCGAAAGUCUCACCGUGUCACCCCCCUGAGUGGUCUGGACCCCGGCUCCCCGCUCUUCCUCACGCCUUACAUCGAGAAAGGAGCCAUCGCUGAAGCCAAGAAGCUGAGUCUGGUUGGAAACCUGCCCGGAGCAAAUGUCAAGAGUUAUGCUGGAUAUCUGACAGUCAACAAGGCGUACAACAGCAACCUCUUCUUCUGGUUCAUUCCAGCCUUCAUGGCUGGUCAGGAGAAAGCACCGGUCCUGCUCUGGCUGCAGGGCGGACCCGGUGGCACGUCGAUGUUUGGACUCUUCGUGGAACACGGGCCGUAUGUGGUCUACAAGAACCUGACGAUUGGUUUAAGGAAUAUUACCUGGACGAGCAGAUAUUCAGUUUUAUACAUCGACAACCCUGUGGGAACAGGUUUCAGCUUCACUGAUGAUGACAAAGGUUUUGCUCAGAAUCAGGACGACGUUGGUAGAGAUCUCUACAGUGCUUUAACACAGUUCUUCCAGAUGUUUCCUGAGUAUCAGUCCAACGAGUUCUACGCCACUGGAGAGUCGUAUGCAGGGAAGUACGUCCCCGCCAUUUCCUAUUACAUCCACAAAAACAACCCCACUGCUAAAGUGAAGAUCAACUUUAAAGGGAUGGCGAUCGGUGAUGGACUCUGUGACCCAGAAGUGAUGCUGCAGGGUUACGGUGAGUUCCUCUACCAGACAGGAAUGAUUGAUGAUUUCCAGAAGCAGUACGUAGAAAAGCAGACAGAUUUUGGCGUCCAGCUCAUCCAGCAGCAGAAAUGGGUGGAAGCUUUUGAGGUGUUUGACAGUUUGCUGAAUGGAGACUUGAGUCCGUACCCGUCUUUCUUCCAAAAUGCCACCGGCUGCACCAACUACUUCAACUACUUGACAUGUCGGGAACCUGAAGACCAGGAAUACUUCUCUCAGUUUGUGACCCUGCCUGCCGUGCGGCGUGCCAUCCACGUGGGAAACCUGACUUUCCAUGAUGGCUCUGAGGUGGAGAAGCACCUCCUGCAGGACGUCAUGAAGAGCAUCAAACCGUGGUUGGGGGAGCUGAUGGAUAACUACAGGGUCUUGAUGUACAGCGGUCAGCUGGAUGUAAUCGUCGCUGCUCCUUUGACUGAGAAGUUCCUGCUGACCGUCAACUGGACCGGAGCUGCUGAGUAUAAAAGCGCUCCUCGCUUUCACUGGAAGCUGCAGCCCGGCGACACAGACGUGGCCGGUUAUGUCCGACAAGUUGGAGAGUUUUACCAGGUCAUAAUCCGAGGAGGAGGACACAUUCUGCCGUACGACCAGCCAGCGAGGUCCUUCGAUAUGAUUGACAGGUUCUUGUCGACGCAGAGCUCAAAGUGAAAAGAAUCAUGUUGAUUUAAAAUAAAACUUUCUACAGAAUUUACUUUUUUCUUUUUUAGAAAGGAUUUUAAAAUGGGAAAUGUUUGAUUUUAGACUUUUAUUUUGUCUUGUGAAAUUACUUGAAACUUUUUCAGUCAGUCCAAUCACAUCACAGCAAAUAAAAGCAGUUUUUGAUUAAUUUGAUCAGUCCAUACUUGAAGACCGAGUAAGAUUUUACACAGUCAUAAACUCUGAGUUAAUUUUUAUAAUCAUGUUCUCAAUUUCUCAAUUUCUCUGCAAAAGCUGUUGAUGUCUGACUUCUGUCCACCAGGGGGCAGUGAUUCAUAAGAAAUGUCAAUGAAUAAAUGCAUUUCUUUCCAGAA